CGAGCAAACAGGGAUCUUGGUUCGAUAAUAACUCAAACAACACAUCAAUUUCCUCUGACACGACUUGCCCAUUCCGUAACCCUACUAUUCAACGACAAAAGCCGACAGCCAUGGUUACCUGGCGCCCAAUGACCGAGAGCGACAUCCCGGGCGUCAUGCGCGUUGCUAACGACAUCCACCGCGACCUGCCCGAGCACGAGCCUAUCUUCCUCGAGAGAUUGAAGCUCUUCGCUGAGGGUUGCAUGGUGCUUGUUGAGGCCGACGGCGAAGAGGUCGGGGGCUACAUCGUCUCAUUUCCUGUCCGUCGUGGCAAGCCUCCUGCCCUCAACGAGCUGCUGGGGGUGAUUCCGCAGGACGCCGACCAGUACUACCUGCAUGACAUCGCCAUCUUGCCGGGGUUUCGUGGCCGGCGGGCUGCGGCGGAGGGUAUCGGGCGGACUUUGGAGGUUGCUCGGCGGUAUCCGACGACGUGUCUUAUUUCGGUUUACGGGACUGUCCCGUUCUGGGCUCGAUUUGGGUUUUCCCCUGAGCCGGUUGAUGCUGCCAUGGAGGAGAAACUGCGAGGUUACGGACCCGGUGCCACGUACCUCACACACCAGAACGGACCAUAGAAAACCCACUUCUUAAGGCUUUAAGGCGAGGUAGCUUCACCUGUCUUGUUCGAGCCAAGACUUGGAAGAUCUCAAACGCGACGAAGAGGUUUUGUUGGGUGUCGAACCUUUCCGGAAACGCCUUGAUACCGUCAAGCAACUCGAGUCC
This is a messenger RNA of Chaetomium fimeti, 759 nucleotides long. RefSeq lists its product as uncharacterized. Gene Ontology annotation, molecular function: acyltransferase activity, transferring groups other than amino-acyl groups. Lineage: Eukaryota; Fungi; Ascomycota; Sordariomycetes; Sordariales; Chaetomiaceae. The coding region runs from base 111 to 611 and encodes 166 amino acids. The transcript has a single exon. The record is from RefSeq and is a predicted model, not a curated record.